UCCGCCCCAUGGCGCGGGAGCGCGGCGGGCCCCUCCUGGCCCAGCUGGCCCGGCUCGCCCGGCUCCUGGAGCUGAGCUGCGACCUGGAGGAAGACUGCAGCCGCGUCGCCCGCGGGUUCGAGUCCUGCCGCCAGAGGUGCUGCCGCCUGGGACUGGACCUGCGCCGGGCCCGCGAGCAGCUGCUGGCGGCGGAGAGCGAGUGCUCGGCGCUGCGCGUGAAGCUCCAACACGCCCGCAACCAGGUGGAGGUGGAGAUGGGGAAGCGGCACCGGGCCGAGGCCGAGCUGGAGAAGCAGGAACGGAAGCUGCAGCUGAUCUUCGACUUCCUGAUGCAGGAAUCCCCCAGCGUGGCCUUGAGUGAGGGGCAGCGCUCGGCCCUGGCCCUGCUGGAUGGGCCCCGGCUGGGCACGGUCCUGGCGCCAGGGAGCAGGCUGUCUGCAGUGGACGAGUCGCACACCUCGCUCACGUCCCAUUCCGACAUCAGCUACGACCGCACCGAGGACGACGUGGACUUGGACGUGACGGUGGUGAAACCUCUGAAGCGCAAGUCCCAGGAGCGCCCGCGCUUGUCUCUGGCCCCCCUGAUCGGCCCCGUGGUCCCAGCAAAGCGUUCGCGAACCCCCCACCCAGCCACCAGCGCGAGUGAGCCCCCAGGGACCCUCCCAGCGGGGGCCGUUGCUGAAGACCGGGGCCAGGACCGGAGCCUGCUGCCCGCGGCCGUGGUGCCAGUGCUGGGUCGACGCUCGCGCCAGGGCCGACGCCUCUCCACACUCACAGAGCUGACCACAGUGUGGGGGAGCAGUGAGGACUCAGACACCCGCCUGGAGAGUGGGGCAGGGCUGGAGCCCAGGGGACUGGACCCCUUCCCCUCCCCCCCGCAGGGGGUGCCACCGCCCCAGCACCUCUUCACUUCCAAAACGGUGAUCUGCCCCGAGUCCUGCUCCGUCUGCGGCUCCCGCGCCCGCUUUGGGCGGGCGGUGCUGCGGUGCCGGUGGUGCCGCCUGCUGCUGCACCCUGAGUGCCGCGGGCGCUGCCCCAGCCUGUGCACCCCGGGCCCCCGGCCCCAGCCCCGGGAGGUGAGUACUGGGGGGACUGGCGGGGUCCCUGGCCCGGCCCCUCCCUCACCCUGUCCCCUGCUGCAGGGCGUCCUGGCCGACUUCGCGCCCCCCGUGGCCCCCCUGGUGCCCGCCCUGGUGGUGCAGUGCGUGAGCGAGGUGGAGCGCAGGGGCCUGACGGAGACAGGGCUGUACCGGGUGCCCGGCGCGGAGCCGCUGGUGCGGGAGUGGAAGCAGAAGCUGCUGCGGGCCAAGGGGGUGCUGCCCUCGCUGGGCCGCGUGGGCGACGUGCACGUGGUCUGUGGGGUGCUCAAGGACUUCCUGAGGGGCCUCAAGGAGCCGCUGGUCACCUUCCGUCUGCACCCCCUCUUCCUGCGGGCCGCUGACAUCCCGGACGAGGCCGCCUGCCAGGCAGCCCUGUGCCACGUGGUGAGCAAACUGCCCCCUGCCAACCGGGACACGCUGGCCUUCCUCGUGCUGCACCUGCUGAGGGUCGCUCAGAGCCCCGACUGCAGGAUGGACGAGCUGAAUCUGGCCCGCGUCUUCGGGCCCACACUGGUGGGGCACGGCACGAGCAGCCCCACACCCCUGGCCAUUCUGGAGGACACGCCGCAGCAGUGCAAGGUGAUGGCUCGUCUCCUGUCGCUGCCCCCCGAGUUCUGGAGGCGCUUUGUGGGCAUGGAGCUGGAGAACCUGGUGCCCACGGCCGCGAGCGACCCCCUAGCCCUGAACAAACAGGGCAGGUGCUGGGCUCCAGGAAGACGGGCCGGUUCUUCCCCUCCCUGCUGUAGGCCCUGGACGGCUCCCCCCAUGGCUCCGAGGGGGAGGGAAUGGGCAGCCAGGGGGCAGGGACAGCGUCUGAGCUUGGGGUGGGACCUGGGGGGCAGGCGCCAGCACUCGCUGCACGGGUGCUGGAGGGAAUAUGCAGCAAAGAUGUGGGUCCCUGCCCCAGGGCAGGGGCUGGGCUGGGCUGAGCUGGGGGUCUGGCUCCCCCAUGCCUGCUGUCCUGGGGAGCAGCAUGAUGAGGGGGGAGCCAGGGUCUCCCAGCUGUCCCAGGGGUGGGUGAGGAGCACAGAGCACAUGGAGCUGGGGGCUGAUUCCUAUUAAAUGCUUGUGCAGA
Gopherus evgoodei (Goodes thornscrub tortoise) is the source of this 2175-nucleotide messenger RNA. Its product is annotated as rac GTPase-activating protein 1-like. NCBI's taxonomy places the organism in Eukaryota, Metazoa, Chordata, Testudines, Testudinidae. Bases 9 to 2162 code for a protein of 717 amino acids. The record is from RefSeq and is a predicted model, not a curated record. Gene Ontology annotation, biological process: signal transduction. The transcript has 14 exons.